GGGUUUCCAACUCAAAACUCAAAGAGCUCUUGAUUUCAACCAAUGUAAGCAACAACCAACCAACCAACGACCCUUCUUCUUCGCCGCCCCACACACACAUAACAACACUCUUUUCCUUCUUCUUCCCCACCAAGUUACUUUCUCUUUUCACUUAAUUCAACUAUUAUCAUAAAUUAUAAAUAUCACACAAUAUCAUAACAUAAGUGUUGCUUCCAUUAAGCAAAUAGCCAAAUAUUCUCUCUUAUCGCUAAUUAAUCUCAUUAUAUCUUCAUCUCUAAUUCAAUUCAGCCGCCUCUUUGAUUACAUAGGGCUAAAGUUGUAAUCUUUUGGGGUGUUUCAAUAUGAUGCUUAAUUUUCGUUUGGUGAUUCUUGUGUUGGCAAUUUGUGGGGUUAGAUACAGGAUGGGAAUGGUGAAAGCAGAAGAAUUAAGUCUUGAAUCUGUGAAGGGGAAGGUGUAUACUCUGGAUUCAGUGAGGGAAGCUUUGAUCAGGCAAGAAGAUACAAUUGUCUUUGGCCUCAUUGAGAGAGCAAAGUUCCUAAUGAAUUCUCGCACCUACGGCGGCGAGGAGAUUCCGGGAUUCGCUGGUUCAUUGGCUGAGUUUGUUGUGAAGAAUACAGAAGCAGUUCAAGCUAAGGUUGGAAGAUACAAUAACCCUGAAGAAAAUCCUUUCUUCCCGGAAAAUCUGCCACCUUCACUUGUGCCAUCUUACUCCUUCACACAGUUUUUGCAUCCCAAAGCUGCUUCGAUUAACAUAAACAAAUCCAUCUGGAAAAUCUACUUUGAGGAGCUGCUUCCUUCAUUUGUUGCUUCUGGUGAUGACGGCAACUAUGCGCAAACCGCAGCUAGUGAUCUUUCAUUGUUGCAGGCCAUCUCUAGAAGGAUUCAUUAUGGAAAAUUUGUUGCUGAAGUGAAAUUCAGGGAGUCUGCUCAACAAUAUGAGUCUCUGAUUCGCUCCGAGGAUAAAGAAGGAUUGAUGAAAUUGUUGACAUUUGAGAGUGUAGAAGAAACGGUGAGGAAGAGGGUUGAAAAGAAAGCUAUGGUAUUCGGACAGAAUGUGACCCUCAAGAAUGGUGAUGAAAAAAAUGUAACAUACAAGGUUGAUCCAUCAGUGGCUGCCAACUUAUACAAGAAUUGGAUAAUACCUCUUACUAAGGAUGUUCAAGUUGAGUACCUAUUGCACCGUCUUGAUUGAAAUUCAAGAAACUUUAAUGCCAUUUCCAAGAGGAAUAUUGAUCUCAAUUUUUAGGCCAUCCUUUAUUGCCAAAUUCUUGUGGCUGUACAAUCGCCAUUAGAGUGUGUAGAUGCUUUGGAUAAUAAACAUUUACACAUCUAAUAGUAUAGUAGGUAUAGAAAGAUUAUUAAUGAAGGAUUGGUUAAUUGAUUAUUAUAAAGAAUUAUUCUCCA
This is a messenger RNA of Arachis ipaensis, 1405 nucleotides long. RefSeq names its product chorismate mutase 2 (gene CM2). The record is from RefSeq and is a predicted model, not a curated record. Lineage: Eukaryota; Viridiplantae; Streptophyta; Magnoliopsida; Fabales; Fabaceae. Gene Ontology annotation, molecular function: chorismate mutase activity. Gene Ontology annotation, cellular component: cytoplasm. Gene Ontology annotation, biological process: chorismate metabolic process; aromatic amino acid biosynthetic process.